AUGUCAUUAACAUUGAUUCCUCAAAAACCGAUUUCGCGGGGGAGGAAAAAUUCAUUCCCACACUUAGACAUAUUUGGAGUAUCAUUGACUUCAGCUUGCCCUAACACUAUUCGACCAAACCGCCCUUUUCUCCUUCGUUCUCUGCCUCCGACAAAAACCAUCCUCCUCUUCGUUCUCCGCCUCCGACCACAACCCUCCUCCUCGUCUCCGUUCUCCAGCUACAAUCACAACCCUACCCUCCUCGUCCUCCUCCUUUUCCGCCUCGGACCAGCUCCUCUGCUCGAAGACGGUGAAGAGAAUCAGCCUCUUCGUUCUCCCCAUCCGACAAAAACCAUCCUCCUCUUCGUUCUCCGCCUCCGACCACAACCCUCCGCCUCGUCUUCGUUCUCCAGCUACAAUCACAACCCGACCCGCCUCGUCCUCUUCCUUUUCCGCCUCGGACCAGCUCCUCUGCUCGAAGACGGUGAAGAGAAUCAGAGAUGGAGGCCGGGCUUUUGGAGAAAAUUUGAGCUUUUUGUCUUAGGAUUUGUGUUUCAUCUACCGAAGCUUUGUGGGCUGCAUUCGAGCUUUCUGGGCAUUCAUGUUCUGAGCUUUCUGGGAAUUCUCCAUAUCUGGAGAACAUGGUUGCGAAGGUUAUUAAGCGGUGACAUGGUUUUGGGAUUGGUUGUAGCUAAUGUUGCUGUUUUUCUUUUAUGGAGGAUAGCAGACCCUAUAUUCAUGUACAAGAAUUUUACUAUCUCAUUAAACAAUUUUACAAGUGGACGUCUUCACACAUUGAUAACUUCUGCAUUUAGUCACGUUGAUAUUGGGCAUAUCAUUUCUAACAUGAUUGGACUGUAUUUUUUUGGGAUCAAUGUAAGCUCCACUUUUGGGCCUGAGUUUUUGCUGAAGUUGUAUCUAGCUGGAGCUAUUGGUGGCUCAGUCUUUUACUUGGUGCACCAUGCCUUCCUGGCUGCAUCAUUGAAGAAUCAACCAUUUGGGAUUAUGGACGCUUCUAAGGCCCUAAUAUUGGGGGCAAGCGGUGCUGUUAAUGGCAUCAUGUUGCUUGAUAUAUUCCUUCACCCCACAGCUACCCUCUACUUUGAUUUUAUCAUACCAGUUCCUGCCAUGCUACUGGGAAUCUUUCUAAUUGGAAAGGAUAUCUUAAGAAUAAUGGAGGGAAACAGUCAGAUCUCAGGAUCUGCACACUGGGGUGGUGCGGCAGCAGCAGCCAUAGCCUGGGCAAGACUUCGAAAGGGGCGUGGUUUAUUCUAGAUGAGUCUGCAGAUUACUUAGCCAGCAUUUUGUAGAUGUUAUGUGUAGGAGAUACAUGAAGGAGAUUAUAAAUGAUGACACGUUUUCGUUUCCGACUAAGGUAUAUGCAUUAUAGUUGAUAUAAACUUUUGUUUAAUUAUAAAUAGCGCGUUUACCUGAUGAUUAUGACUUACAUUAUGAAAUACAUUCCUAGUGGGCAACAAAGACUCGGAAAGGAUACACCCAACAGCAACUUGACAAGGUGCGCAUUGAGGUGGCUGACUAUUUGCAGACUUUGCUAUAGAUGAUGACUAGCAAAGUGAUUUUCAGUAAGGCUAGCUAGAUUUUUUGCGAACAAAACUACAUGUACACUUAUUGCAAUGGUAUGUUUUAGGCUAGCCUUGAAGUAGGUUGGGGUCUUUUUGCCCAUUUUUUG
Molecule: messenger RNA, 1669 nt
Organism: Rosa rugosa (rugosa rose)
Lineage: Eukaryota; Viridiplantae; Streptophyta; Magnoliopsida; Rosales; Rosaceae
Product: RHOMBOID-like protein 12, mitochondrial
Exons: 10
Coding region: 1-1254 (417 amino acids)
Cellular component (GO): membrane
Molecular function (GO): serine-type endopeptidase activity
Source: RefSeq, a predicted model, not a curated record